GAAGCACAUCACUAUUUGCCCAAUCAAUGGCGUCACCGUCAAUGACCCAACCCGCAACGUACAGUUUUGUAGUUUUCAACAUAUUUAUAUCGAGAGACAACUAAAUUUUUUGAUUUGAUAUUGUUACAUCUUCAUACGACUUGUGCGGGUUGCUAUGGUCUGAGCAUAACUCGAGCUUGUGUAAAGUUGUCACCGCAGACAUCUGUUGAGAAGUUACCAAACAUUCACCGAUAUGCAGACGAUCAAGUGCGUGGUGGUGGGCGAUGGAGCCGUGGGUAAAACCUGCCUGCUCAUCAGCUAUACGACCAACAAGUUCCCAUCGGAAUAUGUGCCCACUGUCUUCGAUAACUAUGCAGUUACUGUCAUGAUUGGAGGAGAGCCUUACACAUUGGGUCUCUUUGAUACUGCAGGUCAGGAGGACUACGACAGGUUGCGACCGCUAAGUUAUCCACAGACGGAUGUUUUCCUCGUCUGCUUCAGUGUAGUGAGCCCCAGUUCGUUUGAAAAUGUCAAGGAAAAAUGGGUGCCAGAAAUAACUCAUCAUCAACAGAAGACGCCGUUCCUCCUCGUGGGCACUCAGAUAGAUCUACGAGACGACGCAGCCACCAUGGAAAAGUUGGCCAAGAUUAAACAGAAGCCAGUUUCUCUGGAACAGGGGGAGAAACUAGCUAAGGAACUCAAGGCUGUCAAAUACGUCGAGUGCUCAGCGCUUACGCAGAAAGGACUUAAGAACGUAUUCGACGAGGCCAUACUAGCAGCGCUGGAGCCGCCAGAGCCCGCCAGGAAAAAGAAAUGUGUUCUGCUGUAAAGAGUCGGGGCUCCGAGUCGAACCGCCCCACCACGUGCAUGCGUAACACGCGACUGCCCUCAUCACUCGUACAUUUUAGUAUUUUACCAUAUAAUAUUAUUCAUACGAAACGUUUUCGAACAAUUAACUUUUAUUUACAAUGACUAUUAAAUAUUUCCGGAAUGUAUUCAAAUAUAAUAGAAUCAUAAAUUACGUGUACGCUACUUUUAAUAAAAUAUCGAUUUAUAAACAUUCAAUAAAAUGUAUUUUAAAAAAAUUUAUAUACUUUUCAACAUAAGUUGGGCUGAAUUUUCAAUGGAAUGUCUGUAUUUUACAAAAUUUUGUUUUAAGAUAAAAAGUGACAGGUACAUUUGUUUAGGCGUAGUACAUACACAGUGUGUACUAUUUGCGUUUUAAAUAAUAAAGAAAGAAAUAAAAGAUAAGUCUGAAUCGGUUUACAACUACCAGGACUCGUUGUUCGCGAAAUAAUUACGUGACAUUAAUAUAUUCGUAGGCGUUUUACUUAAGUAAAACGUCAGACAUUCAUUUGGUACCUAUUUACCACUAAAUACAGUUUUAAUGAAUAAACUGCUACUACUAAACCUGUACUAUGCAUGGUGAAACAAUUUUGGAGGUUGCACAUAGUUUACGAGCCAAAGCAAGCCUUGCGAAUGCUUUUUGUCAAAUCCAAUAAAAUUAUUAUCACAAUAAAUUAUUUGUCCUUAGAUAUUUUAUGGAAUAUAAUGGAUUAUGUGUAACUAACGGCUGUUAUGGCUCUGUAGAUUCCCUAUUUGUAAGGGGUGUAAUCAUCCGUCGAUAAUCACGUAGGUUAAUAAAUUUUUCCAAUUCUAGCGUUUGAUUACGCGGAUUAGAAAGUAUUUUUUUUAUCUAAAUUACCAUUAUAUAGUUUGACUGAUAUAAACAAAUUGUAUGCUGACAAUCACUUUGUAUUUAUAGAAUAAACAAUGAUGUUGAUCGGAUAACGAAAUUGUUUGCGCUAGUGUGAGCUAGCAUAAUGAAGCGACUUCAUGCACAAUAUUUGCUAUGCACAGUGCGUCUAUGUAUUUUUAUAAGUAUUACUUGGUAACAUACUAACUUUUAUUAAAAAACAUUAUAUUUUAAUGAAUACAACGCCUGUCUGUAUAGACGGCCGUCCACGUUUGUGUUUUAUAUUAUUUCGAUGUGUUCUACAUAGUUUUAAAAAUAAGUUUGAUAUAAAACACUUAAGAUUUACUAAACACCAAACUACUGUAAUUAGCAUUAUAUUCUAAAAACAGGCAAAUAUUAAUCGCUAAGUGAUUCAAACUAUAAAUUAAAUUUUGUGACGCUAUACAGAGUAAAUUUAUUAUUAUUGAACAAUAAUGUCUAUCAUGCAAUAUGAGUUUGGACUGAUAAUUACAUAAAUUCAUCAUUCCAUGAAAUAAAAGUUGCAUUUACCGGACACUAAAUUUGGGUUACCUGUACGUAAAUAACGAGGAAUCAAUGAGUUUGCGCCUAAUAUAUUAAAUAUAUCUUGUGGCAUAAGACGGUGCGUAUUGUUUAUAACGUAGCUUCAGUUAGCCAGUACUUGCGUAUCGUGCGAUCGCCGCUUCCUAAGAGAUCGCUUGGUACACAAUAGAAAUACGUCAUAUUACUGAAAAUAGCAAACAAUUCACUUCUCUCUGUCACUGUACAAACUCAGUACAUUGUGAAGCUCGCUUGAUACUAAUGAUUCAUUAUAUAAAGGGUGCAAUUAAUGAUUAUUAUAAUUAAAUAUAAUACAAUUACUGACUGGGGGCUAAUUAUGUCAACUAUAGCAAAUAUACAUGUACUCGAAAUUAUGACUACAUUUUUAUGUAUAUAUAAGCUACUGUAUACUUUUUUACGCAUGGAAAAGGUAACAAGUUUUCUGAAUUAAUAUUUAUUUAGUGUUCCAUGUAAUUUACAUGGACAAUGAUUAUUUUGUAUGUUUAUGCAUUAUCAGUGCAGUUAUAUGUUCUUUGUGUCAAGAAGUAGUUAUAGGUGUAUAUGGAAUAAAUAUAUAAUGAGAUUAAACUAAAA
Molecule: messenger RNA, 2827 nt
Organism: Helicoverpa zea (corn earworm)
Lineage: Eukaryota; Metazoa; Arthropoda; Insecta; Lepidoptera; Noctuidae
Gene: Cdc42
Product: cdc42 homolog
Exons: 5
Coding region: 233-808 (191 amino acids)
Biological process (GO): small GTPase-mediated signal transduction
Molecular function (GO): GTPase activity; GTP binding
Source: RefSeq, a predicted model, not a curated record